This is a messenger RNA of Chelonus insularis, 2323 nucleotides long. Its product is annotated as bifunctional purine biosynthesis protein PURH. Gene Ontology annotation, biological process: 'de novo' IMP biosynthetic process. The transcript is spliced from 5 exons. Lineage: Eukaryota; Metazoa; Arthropoda; Insecta; Hymenoptera; Braconidae. Gene Ontology annotation, cellular component: cytosol. Gene Ontology annotation, molecular function: IMP cyclohydrolase activity; phosphoribosylaminoimidazolecarboxamide formyltransferase activity. The coding region runs from base 418 to 2211 and encodes 597 amino acids. The record is from RefSeq and is a predicted model, not a curated record.
UUUCAUAAAAACAUACUAUGUAGAUAAAAAUUUGCAAUGACGCUAAAAAUUGUUGUGAAAUUUUCGAUUACAAAAUAAUAUUAAUCGGAACCCUCCAAGCGAUUAAACGAUAAAUAACUAAUAAAUGUUGAUAAAAUUUUAAACUGUCUUUAAUGUGAUAUUAAGCUAAGAGCAUAGAGGUUAAGCCACCUAUUGAGAUUUUUGUUUUCUGUCUAACCUCUAUAGUCAAGAGGUUGAUUUUACAUAUAAACUGUGAUUCAAAGAGAAAAGUUCAGACGUACACUUACGUUCAUGUGAGAAUAUUGUUGGAAUUCUUUAUUCCAAUUUUUGUUUUACAGUUAAUAAUUGUUUAUUAUUUUUUCAACUCUUUUAUUUUUAUGAAAUAUUAAUUUUUUUCAUUUAUUAAAAAAAAAUUUGAUGAAAAUGAGUAGUACUUGUACAAAAAGAUUAGCUUUACUUAGUGUAUCUGAUAAAACAAAUUUAUUGCCGUUUGCAAAAAAAUUAAAUGAGUUUGGAUUAACUUUGGUUGCUUCUGGUGGUACUGCAAAAUCUCUGCGAGAUGCUGGUCUUCAGGUUAAAGAUGUUUCUGAUAUCACUGGAGCUCCUGAGAUGUUAGGUGGUAGAGUUAAAACUUUACAUCCAGCUGUUCAUGCAGGCAUUCUUUCAAGAUUAACGGAUAGUGAUCAAUCAGAUUUGCAUAAACAAAGUUAUGAAAACAUUUAUAUUGUGGUUUGUAACUUGUAUCCAUUCGUAAAUACAAUAAAUAAGCCUGGAGUGACGAUUGCUGAUGCUGUAGAAAAUAUCGAUAUUGGUGGUGUAACUCUUUUGAGAGCGGCAGCUAAAAAUCAUAUCAAAGUUACUGUAAUAUGUGACCCAAAUGAUUAUGAAAAGGUUAUCAAAGAGUUGGAAAACAGUAAUAAUCAAGAUACAACACUAUCUACUAGGCAAGCUCUUGCACUGAAAGCUUUCACACAUACUGCUCAAUACGAUGAUGAAAUUUCUAAUUACUUCCGUAAACAGUACAGUGCCGGAGUAUCGCAGAUGAGUUUACGAUAUGGUAUGAAUCCACACCAGAAACCAGCUCAAAUUUUUUCUACUUUAGAAAAGUUGCCUUUGACAGUUGUUAAUGGCUCUCCGGGAUUUAUUAAUCUCUGUGAUGCUCUUAAUGCUUAUCAACUUGUAAAAGAACUUAAAGUUGCUCUUGGAUUACCAGCUGCUACGUCAUUUAAACACGUUAGUCCAGCUGGUGCAGCAGUAGGUGUACCAUUAAACGCAAUUCAAGCAAAAUUAUGCCAAGUUGAUGAUUUAAUCGAUCAGUUAACUCCAUUAGCAACUGCCUAUGCAAGAGCCCGGGGUGCUGAUAGAAUGUCCAGUUUUGGUGAUUUUAUUGGACUUUCUGAUGUUUGUGAUGUCGUGACUGCUAAAAUUAUUUCACGAGAAGUUUCUGAUGGUAUCAUUGCUCCUGGUUAUGAACCUGCAGCUUUGGAAAUUUUAAAAAAGAAAAAAAAUGGCGGCUAUUGUAUUUUACAGAUUGAUCCUGAUUAUGAACCUGCACAAUUAGAACGCAGAGUACUUUAUGGACUAACUCUAGAACAAAUGCGAAAUAAUGCAGUCAUUGAUAAAUCUACAUUUUCAAAUAUUGUUACGGCUAAUAACAAUUUGUCAGAUGAGGCAAUAAGAGAUUUAAUUGUAGCAACAAUUGCUGUUAAAUACACUCAAAGUAAUUCUGUUUGUUAUGCUAAAGAUGGUCAAGUCAUCGGUAUUGGAGCUGGACAACAAUCGAGAAUUCAUUGUACUAGAUUAGCUGGAGAUAAAGCUGAUAAUUGGUGGCUUCGUCAACAUCCGAAAGUAAUGCAGAUGAUAUUUAAAAAAGAAGUUAAACGUGCAGAAAUUUCCAACGCUAUUGAUAAUUAUGUUAAUGGAUCGGUCGGAAAAGAUAUGGAUGAAAAAACUUGGGCUUCUAUGUUCCAAGUUGUUCCUGAAAAACUGAGUCAACAAGAAAAAACUGAAUGGAUUAAAAAGCUUGAUAAUGUUGCUUUAAGUAGUGAUGCAUUUUUCCCAUUCAGAGAUAAUAUUGACAGAGCUCGUCUGAGUGGAGUUCGAUUCAUCGGAAGCCCGGAAGGCUCAACUAAUGACAGUGUUGUAAUUCAAGCUUGUAAUGAGCAUAAUAUUACUUUAGCACAUACUAACAUUCGAUUAUUCCAUCAUUGAAAAUUCAUUCCAAUAUGUUUCAAUAUAUUAUACUCUUGUAAAGUUUUUACAAAAAUAUAUUUUAUAUACAGAGUUGUAUUUUAAUAAAAUAUAAAUCAAUUUCUCUUUUUUA